Molecule: messenger RNA, 615 nt
Organism: Alternaria infectoria
Lineage: Eukaryota; Fungi; Ascomycota; Dothideomycetes; Pleosporales; Pleosporaceae
Exons: 3
Coding region: 1-615 (204 amino acids)
Source: RefSeq, a predicted model, not a curated record
AUGAGCGCUGUGUCGGAGAAGGGACCAACAGAGCUGGGCGCUGAUCCCCUCAACUUCAUCUACGCCUGCUCGGUGUGUUGCGCCUCCUUCGCCGAUGUCUACGAAGGCCACAACGAGACAGUCCGUGGCCUGUCAGAUGGCGACAGUGAGCCGCGCGAUCUCUUCUCGAUACGCGGCUUCAAGAAAGAUGAAUACGAUCCUAACAUUCCGCUCGCAUGGUUCACCGCGCCUCCCAUCCGCCUCGAUGGUAGCGGGAAAGAGAUGGAGGCAUUGCGCUUCCAGUAUAUUGCGCUUAUUCGAUACUGCCAGAACACAUAUGCGACCCGCAAGCCCCUUCAAGAAGCCUUGACCAAUAUGGAGAAGAAACUGGCUAGUGUGCAGGAUCUUGCCUCCAAGGAACACGCGAAAGUCGUUACACUCCAGCAAGAGAACGAGCGACUACGACUGCAGAAGGAUCAGUUUCAAGCCAUGAAAGCCGAGGUUCAGCGACUCCAGGGUCUCGAUGAAGAGGUUGCGCAUUUUCGCGAUGUCAACCCAAAGGACCUCGCAACAUUCCUGGCAAACAAGUCAGCAAUUCGCCAUUACUUGAAGCUUGUGCCUAUGCUAGUCGAGUAG